Molecule: messenger RNA, 1504 nt
Organism: Nelumbo nucifera (sacred lotus)
Lineage: Eukaryota; Viridiplantae; Streptophyta; Magnoliopsida; Proteales; Nelumbonaceae
Product: ribosomal protein S5 domain protein
Biological process (GO): regulation of translational initiation
Cellular component (GO): cytoplasm
Source: RefSeq, a predicted model, not a curated record
UCUGGAGUUUCCUUUAGCCACCCAAAUCCAAUCUAAGCUUUUGAUGAGUUGAGUUGUGAGGGCUGACUGGCUGAGCAGCUGGUGUCGGUCAUCCAUCGGUGAAGCAUCAGCCAUUGCUGAAGGCCGAAGAAGCUGGCAACACAGGCACGGCCCAGCCCCGAGGGAGCUGCACUUGAGGGUGCACCUCCAACCCCAAUUCCCAUUCAACAUCCAGUCGUGAUGCAUUGACAACCUCAGCCAUCUCGAAGGCGGGCCCUCAGUUGUGUCAGUUACCAAUUCGAUCGAAGAACCGCCCCACGCACUCUCAACCAAAUGACCACCAGCCUAACGUCCUACCUGAAACUGAACCCUCGAAUCCCUGCUUCACUCUUUGUAAUUGCGGGAGGGAAGAAGGCAAUGGUCAGCACCAGCAAAGCCCCAGAUUCUUACACAGCUAUCCGGGAGAGGUUCACCUUAGAACGGGAGAUAAAAAAGAGCAAAUUUAUUGCCAUCGCAGGCCCCAUCUCCGACGAGCAAUCCGCCCAUUCUUUUCUCGCUGAGGUCCGAGAUCCCCGAGCGACUCACAAUUGUUGGGCUUAUAAGCUUGGAGAUCAAUAUCGGUGUAAUGAUGACGGUGAACCAUCGGGUACGGCUGGUAAACCGAUAUAUUCUGCAAUUGUUUCCUCAGGGAUUGAUAGGGUGAUGGUAGUUGUCAUCAGGCAUUUUGGAGGUAUCAAGUUAGGAACUGGAGGAUUGGUCAGGGCUUAUGGAGGUGUCACCGCAGAAUGCUUAAAAAAUGCUGCAACAUGUCUAGUGAAACCUAAAGUUUUAAUUGGUCUAGAGGUGCCUUUUGAACUGUUGGGGGUUGUAUACCAUCAGCUACAGUCUUUUCAAGUUGAGGAUAUCAGUCAGGACUAUGACACUGGUAAAGAAGGUAUCACGGUUGUAACUUUCAGAGUUGAUUAUGACAAGCUCGAGAACUUGGAAAAUGCAGUCAAAUCCAAUUGCAGUAGACAAAUCGAAUUUUUCAAACACUAAAGCAUAUUUAAAUUUGUUCAUCUUCAGUGGUUUAUAGUCUUCCCUUUAUUGGGUUGUGGAAGUGGUUAAACAGUUUUUAAAAAGAAGGAAUCAUGUUAGGGUUGGUUCUGUUCUCUUUUUCCCAGAUCUCUCGUACUACCUAACCUAAUGGGACUAAUUUUGUUGUUGCCUUGUUGGUUUCUUUGCUUGCUGGGUUGUAUGAUGAGGCUUCAAUCAAUUACAAGUUGAGGAUUGAACUUUGAAGCUUGGCCUCUGUUACAGCUAAAUAUUCACCCAAAACUUGGUACUUAUGGUGAAUAUUGUACAUACACUCGUUGAUAUGUAUGUAUUUAACCGAUUAUUUGCAAGUUUGUCCGAUAAUGAUAAGUGUUCUGUAACAAUUAUGGAUCAUUCAGUUCGUGAGCCACUUCUUGGAUGUAUGCUACUCCAUAUAAAACACAUAUUAGGGAACCAAUAUGAUAUUCUAAACUCUUGAUGCAUUAGCACC